Molecule: messenger RNA, 990 nt
Organism: Cladocopium goreaui
Lineage: Eukaryota; Dinophyceae; Suessiales; Symbiodiniaceae
Source: the annotation of a GenBank genome assembly
AUGGUGGAUAAUGUGGUGCUGCUGGGUGGCGGAGGAUGUUGCUGUUGCCUGUUCGUGGUCUUUGUGGUGCUGAUGCUCGCCUUGGGUUUCAAGAAGGUGGAGAGUAGUCAGUGGGCGCUGCAGUACGACUGGUGGUCCGAGUCGGUCAAGAAGGACCCGCUGACGCAGGCGGGAUUGCAUUUCGUGGGUAUUGGCAACUACUUGGUGACUUUCCCAUCCACCAGCAAAUACUGUUAUUUCCGCAACUUCGACAAUUCCUUCCAACCAGAUGAUGAUGAUGUUUUUAUGCCCCCGCUCUCUGUGCGAACCAGCGAUGGUUUGAAGGUGACAUUGGAGUUGGAGUUUGUGUACAGAUUACAGAUGGCGAAGUUAUAUGACUUGUACAUGCUGGUCGGUGACACUGGCUAUAGGAAUACCCUUGUGCACGUGGCUGCAGCUGCGAUUUCCGCCCAUGCGACCAAUUUCUCUGCACAGGCGUUCUACGGCGAUCGUGGAGACGUGCAGGGGGCUUUUCAGGCUGCACUGGCGCAAGAGCUGGAUCGAGUGCUGUACAUCACAGUGGUGAGUUUCCAGCUGCAGCCCGCGCAUUUCCCACCGAAGUAUGCGGCCGCCAUAGUGGAGACGCAGGAAAUGAAGCAGGACAUCCAAGUGGCGGAACAGGAGAACAAGACCAAGGUGAUUCAGAAGCAGACUGAGCUCUUCAGUGCGAGGCAAUUGGCGCAUCAGAUCAUUAUCAAAGCCGAGGGCGAAGCGCAGCAGACUUUGGUUAGGAAUCAGGCAGAUGUUGCGCAGUUCAAAUACCGGCAGCAAGUGCUUGCUGAAGGCUAUUCCAAAGCACUGAAUUUCUUCAGCAGCAGCGGCCAGGAGAAAGACGCAUGUGAUGUGAACUUUUGGUGUUUCAGAAUGGAACAUCCACCAUCGUAUGUAUGUAUAUAUAUAUACACAUAUGGGUAUGGGUCAAUACCUAUAAAUACAUUUUUAGCGGGAUGA